Sorex fumeus (smoky shrew) is the source of this 4113-nucleotide messenger RNA. RefSeq names its product hepatocyte nuclear factor 4 alpha (gene HNF4A). Gene Ontology annotation, molecular function: nuclear steroid receptor activity; RNA polymerase II cis-regulatory region sequence-specific DNA binding; nuclear receptor activity. NCBI's taxonomy places the organism in Eukaryota, Metazoa, Chordata, Mammalia, Eulipotyphla, Soricidae. Gene Ontology annotation, cellular component: nucleus. Gene Ontology annotation, biological process: positive regulation of transcription by RNA polymerase II; cell differentiation; anatomical structure development. Bases 139 to 1644 code for a protein of 501 amino acids. The record is from RefSeq and is a predicted model, not a curated record. The transcript is spliced from 11 exons.
GGAGGGGGAGGAGGAGGAGGAGGAGGAGGAGGAGGGCGGCCUGAGGCAGGAAGGCAGUGCCAGGGCGGGGGCGGGCUCAGCCCGGCAGCCUCGGGUGGGCACCGUGGGCAGGGCGGGCAGCGGGCUGUGAGCGGGAGGAUGCGUCUCUCCAAAACCCUGGUCGACAUGGACAUGGCCGACUACAGCGCCGCCCUGGACCCGGCCUACACCACCCUGGAGUUCGAGAACGUGCAGGUGCUGGCCAUGGGCAAUGACACGUCCCCGGCGGAAGGCGCCAACCUCAGCGCGCCCAACAGCCUGGGUGUCAGCGCCCUGUGCGCCAUCUGCGGGGACCGGGCCACGGGCAAGCACUACGGCGCUUCCAGCUGUGACGGCUGCAAGGGUUUCUUCCGGAGAAGCGUGCGCAAGAACCACAUGUACUCCUGCAGAUUCAGCCGGCAGUGCGUGGUGGACAAAGACAAGAGGAACCAGUGCCGCUACUGCAGGCUCAAGAAGUGCUUCCGGGCUGGCAUGAAGAAGGAAGCCGUGCAGAACGAGCGGGACCGAAUCAGCACUCGCCGCUCCAGCUACGAGGACAGCAGCCUGCCGUCCAUCAACGCCCUGCUGCAGGCCGAGGUCCUGUCCCAACAGAUCACCUCCCCCGUCUCCGGGAUCAACGGAGACAUUCGGGCCAAGAAGAUCGCCAGCAUCGCCGACGUGUGCGAGUCCAUGAAGGAGCAGCUGCUGGUGCUGGUGGAGUGGGCCAAGUACAUCCCCGCCUUCUGUGAGCUGCCGCUGGACGACCAGGUGGCCCUGCUCCGAGCCCACGCGGGCGAGCACCUGCUCCUCGGAGCCACGAAGCGAUCCAUGGUGUUCAAGGACGUGCUGCUCCUAGGCAAUGACUUCAUCGUCCCGCGCCACUGCCCGGAGCUGGCAGAGAUGAACCGGGUGUCCAUGCGCAUCCUGGAUGAGCUGGUGUUGCCCUUCCAGGAGCUGCAGAUCGACGAUAACGAGUACGCCUGCCUCAAAGCCAUCAUCUUCUUCGACCCGGACGCCAAGGGGCUGAGCGACCCGGGCAAGAUCAAGCGCCUGCGGUCGCAGGUGCAGGUGAGCCUGGAGGAUUACAUCAACGACCGCCAGUACGACUCGCGCGGCCGCUUCGGGGAGCUGCUGCUGCUACUGCCCACGCUGCAGAGCAUCACCUGGCAGAUGAUCGAGCAGAUCCAGUUCAUCAAGCUCUUCGGCAUGGCCAAGAUCGACAACCUGCUGCAGGAGAUGCUGCUGGGAGGGCUUACUCCUGGCUCCUGUGCUCAGGGAUCACUUCUGGCAGGCUUGGGGGACCAUGUGGGGUGCCAGAGAUCAAACCCAGGGUCCUCCAGUGAUGCACCCCAUGCCCAUCACCCCCUGCACCCCCACCUGAUGCAGGAACACAUGGGCACCAACGUCAUCGUGGCCAACACGAUGCCCACUCACCUCAGCAACGGACAGAUGUGUGAGUGGCCCCGACCCAGGGGCCAGGCAGCCACCCCGGAGACCCCACAGCCCUCCCCACCGGGCGGCUCAGGGUCUGAGCCUUACAAGCUCCUGCCAGGAGCCAUCGCCACCAUUGUCAAGCCGCCCUCUGCCAUCCCCCAGCCCACCAUCACCAAACAGGAAGUCAUCUAGCAAGCCGCUGGGGGGCAGGGGCUCUUGCGGGCCCCCCAGCCCCCAUAGAGCACCCCCCACCCCGGUGGUGACCCCAGCGACAGAAGCCGGGACCACAGGACAAGCCCAGAGCAGCCAUGGAAAGAGCGAUGGACCCUGGAACUCGGGAAUGAGACCCACAUCCGUGGCUACCCCACCCCUCACUCUGCAGGACUCUGGAUAGGCUGCCCGACGCUGCCUCAGACAGGUUCUCCCUGGCUGAAACCUCUGUCUUCCCCUCCCCCGCCGCCAUGCCCACCGCCAGCUUCUUCACCCCCAGAGGGCUGCAGUCCGACCUGACCCUCUGCCUGGGGUCUCUCCUACUGCCAUACAAGGAGACACAAGGACAGAGGAAGGCAACCUCCAGGGACACCUCGGUUCUUUCCGAACCCCAGGCUACCUUUCGGCACAAAACUGACCUCUCUCUCUCUCCUCCUCCUCCUUCUCCUCCUCCUCCUCCUCCUCCUGUUCCUGUUCCUCCUUCUCUUCCCUGGGGCCCAGAGAUCUUCACUGAAGAGGCCAUCAUGGUCCAUGUAACGUUUCUAAACCUCAACACAACUUAAGUGGCGGAGAGAGGAUUCAUCGCACAUGGGCCUGGAUGGGACCCCGAGUCCUUAGCCUCAGCGAGAACCAUCUCCGAAAGGGGCCCCUGUCCGCUCUGAGACUGGACAAGGGACCUGACCUCCUCCGCUAGCUCCAGGAGUCCAGUUCUCAUUCUGCCCCAAGUCCCGCCCUCCCCCAGGGCUAAGAUUGACCCAACGCUGACAUCCGGUUAAGGUCCACAAUCACGUCUGCUGAUAAAUGUGGAGAAUUCGUAACUCUCGGACCCCUCUUCUCCCUUUGCUCCCCAAGACUGGAGGUGGGAGGAGGGUAGCAGAGAGAAGUUUACUUUCUAAUUCUUUGGAAGAAAACUGAUAUGGCUUGACAUUGCGAGGUAAUGGGUGAUUUGGGUGGGGUUCAGGGAGGAAUAAAAAAGCUGGGGUGAAGACCUGUUUGGGGGACUAUCCCUUAGGUACCACUGUAGCACUGUCCUCCCGUUGUUCAUCGAUUUGCUCGAGCGGGCACCAGUGACGUCUCCAUCGUGAGACUUCUUGUUGCUGUUUUUGGCAUAUCGAAUACGCCAUGGGGAGCUUGCCAGGCUCUGCUGUGCAGGCGAGAUACUCUCGGUAGCUUGCUGGGCUCUUUAAGAGGGACGGAGGAAAUCUAACCCGGGUUGGCUGCAUGCAAGGCAAACGCCCUACCCACUGUGCUAUCACUUAGGUACAUUCUGGAAAUAUCAAAUCCCGGAAUGGCGCAGGCAGAACCCAGUCUGUUUGGAAUCAUGCAGUCUUCAGGGGAAGUUGGGGUAAUGCCACUGGCUGGCGGGAAUGACGGGUCUAGACGGCCUGGAUCUGUAGCGGAGAGAGAAUUCUUACCCCGGUUCCUGCUUCCACUGCGGCUGAGCCUUAUGGAUGAUGGAGGAGGCACCAGUUGCCAGAAACUACACUUUGAGUGGUGGUUCCAUUGAGCGAGAGGCAAGAAAACCAGGUGUCCAAGAAGAUGCUGUGUCUCCAGGUGCCAGGGGAGAUGGUUGCCUGUUCUGAACUCAGCCCUUCCUCGCCCAGCCUUCCUUAGGUGCCCCCAGAAAAUUCAGUAGGGGCUCAGAUUGGCAUGAGGUGUUGGCUGGGCCGCUAGACUCAUUCUGGUCAUCUUGGUCAUUAGGUUAUUGGAACCGUUCAUGGUUCUUUUAACCCCAGCGCUGCCAGGUCCUGUGACAGGAGCAAAGUUAAGAUUCGAAUCUUCCAGGAGUGAUGUGGGAUGGGGGGAAUGGUUGGCCAUUCACUGGUAGGAGGGCAGCCCUUUGCUCCAAACCUCCCCCCCGGGUCGAGAAAUCCAUCUGCUUUAAUCCUCUUAUGGAUGAAGGAGACACGAAACAAUGAGAAGUUUACUUUCUGACUCUAAACAGAGGGGACCACCUCGGAAAAUUCCUCCCCCUGUACCCCACCUCCUGAGUUAGGGUCCCAGAGCAUCCGGCUACAAAAAAAGAGGGAGGCAAGCCUGAACCCCACAAUUCCUGCACUGAGGCCAUGACUGCCAGGCAGCUCUCCAAAGACUUCCAGAUGCCCACAGCUGGACCCAGAGUGGACAGAGGCACAGACAGGGCGGACGAGGACAAUUCUUCCUUGUGAUGACCAAGCCAGUCGCCUCGGCCGAGUUUCUCUCGUUGUCCCCGGUGGGGAUGAGUUGAGAAAUGCACGCAAGGCCGUUCUGGAGGUCAGGCUGAUGCUCCGCUUCCUGUGGGUGUGUGUCGUUAGGGUCUGGGCUGACCCUGAGCCCAUCCAACGCUGCCACCAAAAGGGGUUAAAAAUAAACUUCCUCCCCCUCCCAAUCCCCCCCACCCCAAACAUUUCUACACUUGUGCGUUUUAACAAAACUUUAUAAAGCAAAAUAAAUGCCACGUAUGUUUUCUAA